This is a messenger RNA of Babesia ovata, 1098 nucleotides long. Its product is annotated as ADP-heptose:LPS heptosyl transferase, putative. Bases 1 to 1098 code for a protein of 365 amino acids. The record is from RefSeq and is a predicted model, not a curated record. NCBI's taxonomy places the organism in Eukaryota, Apicomplexa, Aconoidasida, Piroplasmida, Babesiidae. The transcript has 7 exons.
AUGUCCACUAGAGCCACCGCAAACAUACUUUCUAUGGACGUUGUGCAGCUAUCGCAUUACGUGAGAAAGAGAUUCCAACCGUCCCUUGUGGCUACAGAGGACACUGAUGAAAAUCGCGAUUUGGCAUUCCAAAUACUUGCCCUGAAGGAUCAACUUCAAAAUAAUAGAAAGGAGCGAAUCAAAAUCUUCUACAAUUUGGUGCAGGCAGCUCACUACGGGUUCUUCAGCCACAAAGCCACGCGAAACGUAUACAUAGGAUUCCCCUACCUCCACCGCCACUUUAGCGAAAACUAUCGCACAUUCGCAGCAGGCAAACCUGAUACUAACGCAGGUUUGGGUGACCAACUCCUUUUCGAUGCUGGGAAGCUGCUGUCUCAAAACACAUUCUCUGCCGCAGCGGCACACCUAAGAGCCUUUUCGAAUGACCAUAUAGGGGCCUUCUUAAACGAGGCACGACGACACGAUGAAUAUGUGAGAGUGAGCAAGUUGUACGUUAAAACUCUAGUCGAGCUACUGGGAAAGAGUGCCUUGACCGAUGAAAUAAAGACUGAAAUAAAAAACGCUAUCGCACAGGCAGCGAAACAGUGGUCAAUUGAACAUACGGGAGAAGAGAAUAUCGACAAUCUCAUAGGUUGGAUUCCUUUUUGCAGCGUUCUAGGCCUUGAGGAUCCCGGUCUAAUGCCUGUUAUCGAAAAUGUGAUAAGAGGAAAGCGUCUGCCCAUAUCUAAUAAGGGGAAAUUGAUGUUGUUAUUUGGUAUGGCUUCACACGUUGACGCCUGGGGAGCAGUGUCGUGGCCAAAUGUAAUUGACCGACUAUUGAUGACAUUCCAAGAUACUUACCGAUCUCUUGAUCUCAAGGAUUCCUUGUUAUUUGUACAGUGCUUGGCAAAUAUGCGUUAUCGCCAGCGACUGCUGGAUCAAGUAGUUGGGGACAAUAUCAUACCACGCAUCUCCAAAAUCCGAAUGGAGGAUAUGAUGCAACUACUGCAGUGCUUUGUCAAGCUGGAUUUCAGGUGCUCGCGAGUAAUAAGCGAAUUCGAAAGUGCGCCUAUAUUCAUGUCUCUUACAGCGGUGGAUCGUGCUGUUCUGGUUAGAUAA